This is a messenger RNA of Thermothielavioides terrestris NRRL 8126, 381 nucleotides long. RefSeq lists its product as uncharacterized. NCBI's taxonomy places the organism in Eukaryota, Fungi, Ascomycota, Sordariomycetes, Sordariales, Chaetomiaceae. The transcript is spliced from 2 exons. The coding region runs from base 1 to 381 and encodes 126 amino acids. The record is from RefSeq and is a predicted model, not a curated record.
AUGGGCGGUUUCUACAUUCAGUACCUGGAGAGCCUCUGCCGGCGCCGUGGGUGGCAUGACCCGUUGUAUGAGUCGUACCGCGAAGGCGACGGCUACACAUGCCUGGUCUUGGUCAAUGGGCGCGAGUACCAGACGGACCUUGCAUACGAGUCCAGGUCUCUAGCCGAGGAGAACGCAGCCAUGCGUGCCUUUAUGGUCUGCCGGAACUUCUCGGUCAAUGGGGGCAUGCUGGCCCGCAAUGGCAUCGUCCAGGGCCUGCCCGCGGAUGAAUCCAGCCGCAAGGCCAGGAAGAACAGCCGUCAUGCGUCUUCCUCCAAUCACGGACACAGGAGCAGAUCUGGCCAUCAUUCCAGCAGCAGCUCGACCACCUCUCUAGAGUGA